UUCAAAAACACCACUGGACUCCCAGGGAGGGAGGAGUAAGGGGAAAGCUCUCGCUCGCUGGCUCGCCCGCUCUCAGGCAGAGUCCACCCGGACUGCAGAGGCAGGCUUCUUCAAGCCGGCUCCCUUCACUGUUGAGCUUCAGCCGGAGCCGAAGGUCUGAGGAAGCUGCUCUGUUGCUGCUACCGUCUCUCGUCCUCCCGCUGCCCCCUUUUGAAGUUCGUGUCGCUGGAAACGGGUCCGCUUUUCCAACGGGUCCGCCUCCUCGCGAGCCCUCCUCAGCGCUGAGGCGCCUCGCGCCUGCUAGCGCGCCUGAGGCUGGCGGCGCUCCUACCCACGCCUUUCCUGGAAGAGAUGCUGCUGGUCCUAGAGACGUCUGAGGCAGCCCCCAGCCAGGUCCGAGGGCGCGCUCUGUCCUGAAGCCGAGGAGGAGCGCUCCCAUCGGCUUCCCUGACCCACCACCCUCCAAGGCUCCUUCCCCGCGCCUCCUGUCGUCCUGCAUGGGGUUCUUCUGCGGAGGGGAACACCGUAAAGAGAGGAAGGCACACAUGCUCAUGGAGUUAUUGAAUGGGAUAGCUGACCUAUAGCCGGAGCGGAGUGUGACCCCCCAUCUACCUUUGUCCCACGCUCAUAUUUAUUAUUGCACUCUUCUCCCCCCCCCCCUUACAACAUGCUACCUGCCCUGACAUCGACCAGACCCCUCGCUCCAGCUUCAGGGCUCUUGCCGUCCUCCCUCCCGUUGAGACUGCCAGAAGGCAAUCGUUGGGGCAAUUUGAAAGUGCAAUAACUACGCAUCGUCAUCUACAACAAGUUGUGGGAUUUUAUUUUCUUUAUUCUGAAGAUCGAGAGCCAUUAUCUCCGAGGCAGGUAUUUCUGCUGCUCUUCCUCCCCCUCUUCCCUCUCCUCCCCACUCCUCUUCCUUCUCCUCCCCCCCGAAAAGGACAAGAGACGUGAACUUUUUACAGGGUUACUAUGCAAUUGCGACUGGUUUCUUGGUUCUUUAUCACUUUGAACUUGAUGGAAUACGUUGGCAGCCAGCAGCACCCUUCCAGAGUCCGGCGGCAGGGAAGAAUGCAUCGCAAUAUAAGCCAAGAUUGCCAAGGAGGAUGUGCAACAUGUUCCGAAUUCAAUGGAUGCUUAACGUGUAACCCUAAACUGUUUAUUUUUCUGAUGAGGAUUAAUAUGAAACAUAUAGGGAUGUGUCUUCCAUCCUGUCCCAUUGGAUAUUUUGGACAACGAUACCCAGAAAGAAAUGAGUGUAAAAAAUGUAAUGCUGACUGUGAAACCUGCUUCAAUAAAAAUUUCUGCACAAAGUGUACAAAUGGGUUUUACUUGCACCUUGGGAAGUGCCUUGAAAACUGCCCUGACUGGCUGGAAACCAACAAUCACACUAUGGAGUGCAACAACAUUGUGCAUUGUAAAAUUAAUGAAUGGAGCCAAUGGAGUCCUUGCACAAAGAAGGGAAAAACAUGCGGUUUCAAAAGGGGAAAUGAAACAAGGGUCCGAGAAGUCUUACAACUUCCUUCUACAAAGGGCAAACCAUGUCCGCAUACAAGUGAGGCAAGAAAAUGUGUUGUACAAAGAAAGAAAUGCCAGAGAGGAGAAACAGGAAGAAGAAACAGAGAGGAAAGAAGGAAAAAGCCAAAGAGAGAAGAAAACAAGGAAAAUAGGCAGGAAAACAGUGGCAGAGAAUCUAGAAGGCAAAACCAAGAACAGCGGGAGAACAAAAGUAAAACACAGUUGAAAAAAAGAAGAGUGCAGGAAAAACAGCAGAAGCCUGUAUCCAUCAGCACUGUACACUAAAUCGCCUUACACCACUGUAUAAAAACUUUUGCUGCUGCUAUUUCCACCAGAUCCCUGGGGCUGGAGCUCCCCAACUAAGCCACAAACGGACAGUAUUACCAUUUAUACUUAAAUCUUAAAUGACAUUCCAAAUAAUUCCUAUUAUAUUCUUCAUGCAGUCAUAGUUUAUUCAAGAGACUGACAUGAGCUAAGAUUUUUUUAAUUAAAAAACCCUUUAAAUGGGAUACUUUCAAACAGUUCUAUUAUAUGCUUCCAUGAAUCUCUAAGAGACAAUUUAAAAGUUUUGUAUAUAAUUAUCAAUAUGGUAUAAGGUAUAGCAAUAUAUUGAAUGACAUCUGGGGGAAAAAGUCUUUUUCCUUUGUAAAAUAUUUUUUUCAAUCGUUUAUGAAGCAAGAGAUACCUAAGCAAAGGAUACAGUAUCCCUAAGUGUAUAAUUAUAUAUGUUACGUAAGAGUCAGGAGAAGGAGGAAAUCUCUUCAGAGGUGUUGGGAAUCUAAGGUUUGAUACCCAACCUAUCAGAACUAAGCUACCUGGUGGUUGCCUGGAUUUCAUCCUUGAUUCAUGUGAGAAACUCCAGAUUGAACAGCUCCAGGGUUCUGAAAGCAAGGGGGGGGAGAGAGAAGCAGAAGCCACAUUAAACACAUCAGAGGAUCUUUUUCUGAAGAACAAGCAAUGGCGCUUAGCUAUACAGCGCUCUUAUCUGCAGGACAGCACAGUAUUUUCUGGUCUAAACCAUGAUUAUACAAUAUUUGCUGUUCUAUGCUUUUUUGUAACUCUGUGUAACUGAAAUCUACAUUUCAAAUCUUCCAGAGACUGACAAAUUGUAUUUGUAGGAAAACAAACAAAACACUGAGUGAAUAAAGAACAGAGACGAUAGACCACAUAAAUAUAAUGUCAUUUUGCACUGUCGAUUUUUUCUUUCAGUUUUUAAUUAAACACUAUCACACAAUCUGCUUUGUAACAGAGAAAAGGAUGCUAUUCUUUGGAAAUGUGCUAUCUAAUAAAC
This is a messenger RNA of Rhineura floridana, 2806 nucleotides long. It is a transcript of the gene RSPO3, whose product is annotated as R-spondin 3. The transcript has 5 exons. The coding region runs from base 970 to 1800 and encodes 276 amino acids. The record is from RefSeq and is a predicted model, not a curated record. Lineage: Eukaryota; Metazoa; Chordata; Lepidosauria; Squamata; Rhineuridae.